AAGUUCAAACUUUAAACCCCCAACAGCUGUUACCAAAACCAAAGUGGGAAGUAUAAGAAGAAGAAGAAAAGCUUAAAGCUUUUAUUUGAUAAGCAAGGAAACCCAGAAAUCCUUAUUGCAUGUAAAAGGAGAUACAAUGUCAAUGGAUCUCAAUGAUUACACUAUCAUCAAGGAGGGAGAAGUUGAGAUCCUUUUGCAUGCUAAAAAUGAAGUUUUUUACAACAAAACCCAGGUUAACAACAGAGACAUGUCCAUUGCUGUCCUGAGGACAUUCAUAUUGAGACGGAAGCAGGAACAUGAGGCAUUGUUGUCUAAAAGAAACAAAUCAGCAGCAAAUGUGCCAGAGAAGAAUGUUUUGAUAUCUGACAUAGAAAAUAAACCCAAUGGUUCUGGUAUGAAUACCAAAAAAUCAAAUGAAGAAUGUGAAGAGCCUGGAGAAAACCCUGAAGAAGAGUCUUGUACAACAUCAGAAGAACCAGUUGAGACAGAGGGAAAAGUUCUAGGGGAGGUCAAACCACCAAGAGUCCUAGAGGCCUUGUCAGCUUCUGGGUUAAGGGCUCUGAGAUACGCUCGGGAAGUAGAAGGGAUUGGUAAAAUUAUUGCCUUAGACAAUGAUAAAGAGGCAGUUGAAGCUUGCCAGAGAAAUAUAAAGUUCAAUGGUUCUGUAGCAUGUUCAAAAGUGGAGUCGCAUCUCGCCGAUGCUCGUGUGUACAUGCUUACCAACCCAAAAGAAUUUGAUGUGGUUGAUCUUGACCCUUAUGGUUCUCCUUCGGUGUUCCUGGACUCUGCAGUUCAAUCUAUUGUCGAUGGUGGCAUGCUGAUGUGCACUGCAACUGAUAUGGCAGUUUUAUGUGGGGCUAAUGGGGAGGUCUGUUAUUCCAAAUAUGGAUCAUAUCCAUUGAGAGGGAAAUACUGCCACGAAAUGGCUUUGAGGAUACUCCUAGCCUCCAUUGAGAGUCAUGCAAACCGCUACAAACGAUAUAUUAUUCCUGUACUCUCUGUCCAGAUGGACUUUUAUGUCCGUGUUUUUGUUCGCAUAUACACUUCAGCAAGUGCGAUGAAGAAUACUCCCCUUAAGCUAUCAUAUGUCUAUCAGUGCAUUGGUUGUGAUUCUUUUCAUCUACAGCCUAUCGGGAGAACUGUUUCUAAGAAUACCAGUGUGAGGUAUCUCCCAGGCUUUGCACCUGUUGUCCCUCAAGAGUGUAGCCACUGUGAGAAGAAAUUUAACAUGGGUGGACCUAUAUGGUCUGCUCCAAUCCAUGAUCAAGAGUGGGUAAUGAACAUACUAGAAGAUGUAAAAUCAAUGAAGGAUCGUUAUCCUGCCUAUGAUCGCAUCUCUGCUGUUUUGACUACCAUUUCAGAGGAAUUGCCCGAUGUGCCUCUCUUUUUGAGUCUGCACAACCUUUGUGCUACACUAAAAUGCACUUCCCCAUCUGCAGUAAUUUUCCGCUCUGCUGUGAUCAAUGCAGGAUAUCGAAUUUCUGGAACCCAUGUGAAUCCAUUAGGACUAAAAUCGGAUGCUCCCAUGGAUGUCAUUUGGGACAUAAUGCGCUGCUGGGUUAAAAAUCAUCCAGUGAAAGCCCAACCAGCUGAUCAGUCCGGAAGUGUGAUACUUGCCAAAGAACCAGUUCUUCAAGCAAAUUUUGCUCGAGCUGUUGCAUCCCUGAGCAAGGCACAAGCGAAGAAGGUUGCUCGAUUCCUUCCAAAUCCUGAAAGGUACUGGGGACCGAAGCUUAGGGCAGGCCGCCAAAUCACCAGCAAGCACAUAUCACUUUUGGGUGAAGAGACGGUAAAUGGAUGUCUCAGCCAUCAAGAUAGCGAACUCAACACCAAACGGCAAAAAUCCGAAGAGAUAGAGGAUGCUACCACAGCAUAGACCAGGCUGCCAUUAAACUUAUAUUACUUCCAUCUCCUAAAAAUUAUCAUGGUU
This is a messenger RNA of Hibiscus syriacus, 1930 nucleotides long. RefSeq names its product probable tRNA (guanine(26)-N(2))-dimethyltransferase 1. The transcript is spliced from 12 exons. Gene Ontology annotation, cellular component: nucleus. Gene Ontology annotation, biological process: tRNA N2-guanine methylation. Gene Ontology annotation, molecular function: RNA binding. The coding region runs from base 137 to 1876 and encodes 579 amino acids. The record is from RefSeq and is a predicted model, not a curated record. Lineage: Eukaryota; Viridiplantae; Streptophyta; Magnoliopsida; Malvales; Malvaceae.